Messenger RNA from Linum tenue, 2242 nucleotides. NCBI's taxonomy places the organism in Eukaryota, Viridiplantae, Streptophyta, Magnoliopsida, Malpighiales, Linaceae. The record is from the annotation of a GenBank genome assembly.
UCCAGGUCCUACGGUCCUUUCCUCACGCCCACACUAUAAACGCAAUUCCACUGUUUUUCAAUCCAAUUUCUCGCGCCUUCUCUCCUUCCCACCGAAUUAGCUUCGACCAGGAGAAAGGGAAGAAGAAAUGGCGUCGGAGAAUCAGGAUAAGGAGAGAGACCGCCGCCCGUCGGCGGCGGAGUACUUCCUCGAUGAAGAUGAUGAGGGAGAUUUGAGCAGAACGGAAGCCGGCAACGACAGAAGCGGCGUCGGAACCGACACCAACUCCAGCUCCAGUAGCAGCAGCAGCAGCUCCGACGAGGAGAAGGAUGCGGACGACGACGGCGAAGGUGGCGAGACUUUCACGUCUCGGCAGUGGCCGCAGAGUUAUCAAGAAACGAUGAAUUCAUACUCGAUUGCAAUGUCGCCGAGCCUUGGAUUUAUGGCUCCUGUGCAACAGCUGGCGCCUUACUUAGGUCUUGAAAGCUUCAUAAGUAACGCGGACCAGGAAUCAAAGGCUCCCUUGAUUCCCGAGCGAGAGGGGAGCUACAGGAGGGUAGAAUCGGAUAGGUUCUCGCUAGCGCAAUCGUCUUUCUCGAAGGCUUCGUUCGCGAAUACGGAGUUGCCGAUUCCUCAUGGGUGUAGCGUCACUCAGACUGUCUUCAACUCGGUGAAUGUAAUGGUGGGAAUCGGGCUACUCUCGACACCUUACACUAUAAGGGAGGGAGGGUGGUUCAGUUUGUUUAUAGUGGCCUUUUUCGGGUGCGUCUGUUGUUACACUGCUUAUCUGAUGAAGCAAUGCUUUGAGAGCCGAGAUGGCAUAACAUCAUAUCCGGACAUGGGAGAAGCUGCAUUCGGGAAGUAUGGGCGCCUAGCAAUAUCUAUCGUUUUGUACACCGAGUUGUAUUCUUAUUGUGUGGAAUUUAUUACCUUGGAAGGGGAUAACCUGACCAGGCUAUUUCCUGGGGCAUCCUUUGAUUUGGCUGGGAUACAUCUCGAUUCCUCGCAUCUCUUUGGGAUACUGACUGCUUUCAUUGUACUACCAACUGUUUGGUUAAGGGACCUCCGUAUCAUCUCCUUUCUUUCAGCUGGUGGAGUUUUAGCUACAAUUUUGAUUGUUCUUUCCCUGCUUUUCCUGGGUACCACGGAAGGAGUUGGGUUCCAUCAGAGUGGUCCGCUCGUGAAAUGGAAUGGAGUUCCAUUUGUUAUUGGUGUGUAUGGAUUCUGUUAUUCAGGACACUCAGUUUUCCCCAACAUAUACCAGUCAAUGGCCAAUAAAGCAGAAUUUACAAAGGCUGCAAUAGCAUGCUUUUUCUUGUGCUUUCUCUUGUAUGGAGGAGUUGCAAUAAUGGGAUUUCUCAUGUUUGGCGGAGCUACGCUGUCUCAAGUGACAUUGAACAUGCCUCAGGACACCAUUACAUCAAAAGUUGCAAUCUGGACUGUUGUAUGUGAUCAUCCAUCCUUGAGUUUUCUGGAAUUAUGUAGUAAACAAAUAUAUGCUGUGUGACAUUGCAUUUUCUGUCUCCUUUUUCAGGUGAUAAACCCGCUGACCAAAUAUGCAUUGUUGAUGAACCCGUUGGCUCGAAGCAUAGAGGAGCUUUUGCCAGUUAACAUCGCCACUAGCUAUUGGUGCUUUCUUCUUCUAAGAACAGUACUUGUUUUCUCUACUGUUGUUGCUGCAUUUCUUCUCCCAUUUUUUGGUCUUGUGAUGGCUUUGAUGGGUUCAGUCCUCUGUUUACUUAUGGCUGUCAUAAUGCCAUCUCUAUGCUUCUUGAGAAUCAUGGGGAGGAAAGCUACGAGAACACAGAUUGUUCUUAGCUCCACGAUUGCUGUGGUGGGCGUUGUUUGCGCGAUCGUCGGUACCUACUCUUCGGUGGAGAAGAUUGUGAAGAACCUCUGAAAUCGUAUCUGUAUGCCUCUUGUAAUAGCUUUCUUUAGUAUAACCUGCUACUUGUACUGUCUGGGACUUUUUGGUACAAGUUUAGUAGGGGUCAUCAUCUUGUUCAUACGAAACAGAGUUUUGCUGUAGAAAGUAAUAAAAGUUAUUCAUGGCCUUAGUUUGAUCUUGAAGCUUUUUUUUUUUUUUUUUUUGGCUCCAACGCGAAACCUUUGUCACUUUGAUGGUUGGCACAAAUUGCUCCAUGUUCGUCGUCAGUCGUCACCUUAUCUAAUAAGGAGAUAGCACAUAUCCACUUGGACUUACAAGUAUGAUAAUAUUUUCGUCGUGUCUCUGUGACACAAUUAAACCAUAAGCAGAAGAGCC